UGCCGCCUCCGCCUCCGCUGCGCUCCGGGACCGGCGGAGCGGGGCCGGGCCGGGCCGGUUCGCAGCUCGGGCUGAACGAGGAGCCGCCUCCGCUCCGGCCUGGCCCUCAGCCUGUGCCUACACCCGGUGAGACCCCGGGACUGGAGGCUGCCCGCAGCGAGCCUGGGGGGUCCCUGGGGCUCGAGGUCAGAUGUUUCCAUCGGUCGUGAAGAAGAAAAGCGGAGUUGGAAGCUGCUAAGUGCUGAUCUGCUUGUGCUCCGGACCAUGGACUCAUUGAGGGUGCCCCAGGUGUGAAAAUGUCCAGCAGUAACCGAGAGUUAGUGAUUGACUUUGUUUCCUACAAGCUCUCGCAGAAGGGAUACAGCUGGAGUCAGCUGGAGGAGGAGGAUGAGAACAGGACUGACUUUGCGGCAGAGGAGGCCGAGAUGGAUGGUGUCCUCAACGGGAGCCCCUCCUGGCACCCUCCCCCCAGCCACGUAGUGAACGGAGCCGCCGUGCACCGGAGCAGCCUGGAAGUCCGCGAGAUGGCCCGAGCAGCCGACGUGAGGCAGGCGCUGCGGGAGGCGGGGGAUGAGUUUGAGCUGAGGUACCGACGAGCCUUCAGCGACCUCACCUCCCAGCUCCACAUCACCCUGGGCACGGCCUACCAGAGCUUCGAGCAGGUGGUGAACGAACUGUUCCGCGAUGGGGUGAACUGGGGCCGCAUCGUGGCCUUCUUCUCCUUCGGGGGAGCCCUGUGCGUGGAGAGCGUCGACAAGGAGAUGCGAGUCCUGGUGGGACGCAUUGUGUCCUGGAUGACCACCUACCUGACCGACCACCUAGAUCCCUGGAUCCAGGAGAAUGGCGGAUGGGAGCGGUUUGUGGACCUGUAUGGGAACGAUGCUGCUGCCGAGGUGAGGAAGGGCCAGGAGACCUUCAACAAGUGGCUCCUGACCGGGGCGACGGUGGCGGGAGUGCUCCUGCUGGGAUCCCUGCUGAGCCGCAAGUGACCCCGCCAGCCCCCCCGCCGGGACGGCCGCGCUCUCACCCACCGCCACUACACUCCGCACCGGCGCGGGGGGGACACGGCCCCUCCGGCCCCCCGGCCCAGCGCCCCGCUCCACGGAGCUGCCUCCUUCGUGCCGCCAGCCCCUUUCCCCAUAACCCCCCCCCCCGCGUUGCCCCUUACCGUGUGUUUCAAAGGCUCUGAGGCUGAUGCAGCACUUCAGCCAAUGUCUCCUGGCGCUUUGGGGGGUGCAGGCGGCCGGGGGGAGCGCUGGCUAGAAGGUGUCGCAGCCCCGCAGGGUCCUUAGGUCACUUUGAAAAGAAUAAACAGACUUAUUUUUGCAUGUGUGAGUGCGUGCGUGUGUGUAGAUGUGUCACUAAUAUAAGGUUCCCCAGCCAGAGCAAGGGUCCAGGCUCCGUGUCCCCGUCCCUGCAGAGGGAUGGGGUGUCCCUGUGGCAUCCCUGUCCUGUCCCUGCUUCCUUCUGGGCAGAGCUCAUCCCUGUGGAGGAAGACAGGGGCCAGGAUGCCCUCAUGUCACCCCCUCGAGCCCCUUUGUCCCAGAACAGCAGCCGCUGGGAGCUGAGGCUGGUCUCAAGGCGGGGGGUGAUGAUGUGUCAGGCCCAGGGCUGGGCCCAAUUUGAAGGGAUCUUCCUCCUCCUCUUCCUCCUCCUCCCUCUGAAUGUAGAUUGCAGAUUCCUUCCCCCUCUGUGCACCACUCCAGGCAGGAAAGGAGGGAGGCAAACGAGGGGGGGUGAGUUUUCCCCAGCCCCCCCACCCUGCUACAAGGGGCUCUUGCGGGGAGCCGGGGGGGGUGUCCAGCAACGGGAACAGAGCUGGGGGGUGGAAGGAGCAGGGGGGAGCGAUGGGUGCUCCUGCCAGUCCCAGGGAAAGGCAGAGCAGACCCUUCAUGGCCAAUCCAUGGAGCCAGAGCCCCGGGAAGGCCAAAGUGAGGGCUGGCACUGUCCCCACCACCAGGACACCCCUUUGGGGACAACGGGAGCCACUGACCCCUCCUGUCCUGCCCGUCCCCGUAGCACAGGCAGAUCCCUGUCCCCGUGGCGUGGCUGUGACGGGUGCGUGCAGUGGCAGAGGUGUCUGGCUUCCCCUUCCCGUGCCGCCGGAGUGCGGGACCUCCGGGCUUUGAGCUGAAAUUAGCUUCCAAAAUAACCCCUCAUCCUUCAGAGCCCACCCCAGCUGCCCCCCCAAAACCUCCACCCCCCCGCGGGUUUGGCCGUGCCUACACGCACCCCCCCGCGCUCUGCUGUACAUAUCCGAGUAGUUUUUAAUUCCUUUUUUUUUUUUUUUGUGAAUAAUCUUAAUGCUAUUUUUGUUAUCUUGUCUGUCCGUAUUUAUGUGUGGGACCGUGCUCCCUGCAGAGGCCAAGGUGGGCAGGUGGCGGAGGAGGGGAGGGGUCCCGGGGGGUCUCAUCUGGCCACCGAGCAGGGACUCGCGUUCGCAGAGAAGGCGAGGAUUUAGCGUUAGCCCCUGGAACGCUUGGGUUUGCAGGUGGAGGUGAGUCCACUAAUAAACUCUUGUCAUUGAA
Molecule: messenger RNA, 2528 nt
Organism: Apus apus (common swift)
Lineage: Eukaryota; Metazoa; Chordata; Aves; Apodiformes; Apodidae
Gene: BCL2L1
Product: BCL2 like 1
Exons: 3
Coding region: 297-989 (230 amino acids)
Biological process (GO): extrinsic apoptotic signaling pathway in absence of ligand; intrinsic apoptotic signaling pathway in response to DNA damage; negative regulation of intrinsic apoptotic signaling pathway
Cellular component (GO): mitochondrial outer membrane
Molecular function (GO): protein homodimerization activity; protein heterodimerization activity
Source: RefSeq, a predicted model, not a curated record